Baudoinia panamericana UAMH 10762 is the source of this 403-nucleotide messenger RNA. RefSeq lists its product as uncharacterized. Gene Ontology annotation, molecular function: DNA-binding transcription factor activity, RNA polymerase II-specific; RNA polymerase II cis-regulatory region sequence-specific DNA binding. The transcript is spliced from 2 exons. The coding region runs from base 119 to 280 and encodes 53 amino acids. The record is from RefSeq and is a predicted model, not a curated record. Gene Ontology annotation, cellular component: chromatin. Lineage: Eukaryota; Fungi; Ascomycota; Dothideomycetes; Mycosphaerellales; Teratosphaeriaceae. Gene Ontology annotation, biological process: regulation of transcription by RNA polymerase II.
CGCCGAUUGCUGAGGGGUCGUUAUGAUUGCCGUCGUGCACUAUGGGCGAACGUGUUGUACACCUACCCCUCGCCAUCAUCGAUCCUGGGCCCGCGUGUUGCUGCUGUCGCCAGCGACCAUGAAGGCCGAGCCAACUACUCAGCGUACCGCGUUGUACCAAUGCAGCACCUGCCAGCGCUCCUUUGCGCGCCUCGACCAUCUGGCUCGCCACGUCCGCACCCACACAUCGGAGAAGCCGUUUGAGUGUCCUACCUGUGCCAAGGCCUUCAGUCGCGCGUAAGCCGCAGAUUCAGCCACGUGACCAUGUCAUGUCAUUCGACUUUGACUAACCGCACGUCUUGCCAGCGACCUGCUGAAGCGGCAUGAAUGGCAGCAUGUACACGGUGCCCCAGGCCGCCCGCCU